This is a messenger RNA of Schistocerca piceifrons (Central American locust), 1126 nucleotides long. RefSeq lists its product as uncharacterized. The record is from RefSeq and is a predicted model, not a curated record. The coding region runs from base 451 to 990 and encodes 179 amino acids. Lineage: Eukaryota; Metazoa; Arthropoda; Insecta; Orthoptera; Acrididae. The transcript has 2 exons.
CGGAGAUUGAGUGCACUGGUUUACACAAGUGUGUAGGCUCACAACAUUUUAUGAAAUAAUGAAAUAUAACCAACUUUUAAAUGAAAGAGCUUUAUACGGUAUUUAGCAGCCUCUUUGGUGCGUAUUUCUUGUUGAUUUACCGCGUAUCGCAAAAAUUCGGUGCUUCGAGAGUUUUCCUUUUCCGCGGUAUCAAUAGUUAACCAAUUAUCAGCAGCGACUUCAUUAAUGAAUACGCAAACACUUAAAAAUUAAAGAACAAAAAAAUGUGAAUGUUUAAGAUACCUUAAGUAAUGACCCUCAUUCAGUGUCUGACGUACUUGGAGUCGUAUUGCAUUAAGUUGGACACAGCGUCUGUAGCAAACGCGGACGACUGACUAGCCGAUAUUGACAACUGACUCGCAGUGUGGAGCUAUCGUUUGCAGUGUUUACUGUUUUGCGAAACAUGAAGACAUGACAUCGGCAGAACUGCAGCAGAAACUUCAAGAAAUAAGGGCUCGUAGGAGACGUAGAGAGCUUUACUUGUCUGCGAAAGAAAGAUUGUUGACAAUGGUUUCAUUUGGCAUGUACAACAAAGAGAAACAAUCUAUUAAAAGUUCAAUUUUGGUCGAUGAACGACAGAUUAAUGUGACUGCUGAUAGACCAGAAUCCCCUUCAGCUGACAGCUUGCAUUCGAGCACAAGUAGCCUGGAUGUGGAAAUAGCAGAGGGUGAAGGGACAGUGUUGCGGUGGUACACUACUGUAAUUCGUAUUAUAUAUAUUCUUUUGUGGUGUACACUGUACGCAGUAGCUGUGCAGAUGGAGUUUGGUGUUAUAUACCUCAUUGUGUCAGCAUUGUGUCUUAUUUGGCUAAACACAAGAGUUGGUCCUAAGAAGAAAGGAGAAAUAAGUGCAUACUCAGUUUUCAAUCCAAACUGUGAGUCAAUAGAUGGUACACUGAAAGCUGAACAGUUUGAAAGAGAAAUCAGAUACGGGGCAGCAAGUGUCCACUGACAUUUCCUACAUCUAUGUGCACAGAAUAUUGUUAGUGCCAGGAUUUGUCACAUAACAAGGUGGUACAGAUAUAUGAAAGAAGCGUCUCACAUUUAACAAAUAAAACUGGCAAAACUCUGCUUGUCAACAAAAUGUA